This is a messenger RNA of Durusdinium trenchii, 384 nucleotides long. NCBI's taxonomy places the organism in Eukaryota, Dinophyceae, Suessiales, Symbiodiniaceae. The record is from the annotation of a GenBank genome assembly.
AUGUCGGAGAGGUCGAGCGAGAAGACCCCCGAGAGCGGUGGGGUCAAGGCUUUGGAGGACAUCCGCCCAAAGCACGGAGCUCUGACUGUCCCUUCAGGACCACCGGUGACUUUGGGUCCUGAAGUGAAUCAUUUUUGGAGUGAGUCGGCCAGAGAUGAGGCAAUUCUUCGUGCUUGCAGGCCGACCCAUUUGCCCAAGGAGCUGCCAGACUCGUUUGCUCCGGCUCCAACUUCGGUGAGCCCUCCCAGGGAUGUGCCAGAUGCGGUGAGGGCUAUGGUGCAGGGAUUGGUUCAGGAGAACGCCAGGCUGUGGUCGGAGCGUGAGGCCUAUAGCUAUGGUCAGCUGGGGUCAUCCUCCUGGUCAAAGUUGUGGUCCACAACCAUG